AUGGCAGCACCUCUUGACCAAGCUAUUGGUCUGCUGGUUGUCACCUUCCACAAAUACACGGGCAAGGAUGGUGAUAAGAGCAGCCUAUGUAAGAAGGAGUUGAAGGAGCUGAUCAAGAACAAGCUGGCCAUUGGACUGAAACUUCAGGACAGAGAGAUACAGGCACUGCUUUUCAAUCUGAGCCACAAUGGGGAUGAAGUGUUGAACUUCCAGGAAUACGUCACUUUCCUGGGUGCCUUGGCAAUGAUUUACAAUGAAACUUUGGCUUUGUAG
Messenger RNA from Podarcis raffonei (Aeolian wall lizard), 273 nucleotides. Its product is annotated as protein S100-A6-like. Gene Ontology annotation, cellular component: perinuclear region of cytoplasm; cytoplasm; nucleus. Lineage: Eukaryota; Metazoa; Chordata; Lepidosauria; Squamata; Lacertidae. Bases 1 to 273 code for a protein of 90 amino acids. The record is from RefSeq and is a predicted model, not a curated record. Gene Ontology annotation, molecular function: S100 protein binding. The transcript is spliced from 2 exons.